This is a messenger RNA of Actinia tenebrosa (Australian red waratah sea anemone), 2801 nucleotides long. RefSeq lists its product as uncharacterized. Lineage: Eukaryota; Metazoa; Cnidaria; Anthozoa; Actiniaria; Actiniidae. The record is from RefSeq and is a predicted model, not a curated record. Gene Ontology annotation, cellular component: membrane. Gene Ontology annotation, molecular function: carbohydrate binding.
AGUCUGGCCAGCAGUGAGUGACGAUUCAUUACGACGCUCAGCUUCGACCUCGGUGCGUGCAAGGAUCUACCGAACAUAUUGGUCCUCAAAUUUUUUAUUUCUCGACUUGGGAAAAGUUUAUAGAUUUGAUUUUACUGAGAUAAGAUGAUGCUUUCGUUGUGGUAUGUGUUCGCUUGUCUAACAUUUGCUGCUGGCGAAGAGUCUUUGAAAGAGUCGAUUAUUCGAGAGCUGAAGGAGUUAGCUGAUGCAGCCGAUGACCCUCAAGCAUGGAAGAGCGACCCUCAAGCAUGGAAGAGCGACCCUCAAGCAUGGAAGAGCGACCCUCAAGCAUGGAAGAGAGACCCACAAGCAUGGAAGAGCGACCCUCAAGCAUGGAAGAACGACCCUCAAGCAUGGAAAGAAGACUCUCAGGCAUGGAAGAACGACCCUCAGGCAUGGAAGAACGACCCUCAGGCAUGGAAGAACGACCCUCAAGCAUGGAAGAGCGACCCACAAGCAUGGAAAGAAGACUCUCAGGCAUGGAAGAACGACCCUCAGGUAUGGAAGAACGACCCUCAGGUAUGGAAGAACGAUCCUCAAGCAUGGACGAACGACCCUCAGGCAUGGAACAACGACCCACAAGCCUGGAAGGACGACCCUCAAGCAUGGAAGGACGACCCUCAAGCAUGGAAGAGCGACCCUCAAGCAUGGAAAGAAGACCCUCAGGCAUGGAACAAUGACCCACAAGCAUGGAAGAACGAUCCUCAAGCAUGGAAGAACGACCCUCAAGCAUGGAAAGAAGACCCUCAGGCAUGGAAAGAAGACCCUCAGGCAUGGAACAACGACCCUCAGGCAUGGAACAAUGACCCACAAGCAUGGAAGAACGAUCCUCAAGCAUGGAAGAACGACCCUCAAGCAUGGAAGAGCGAUCCACAAGCAUGGAAGGACGACCCUCAAGCAUGGGAAACGAAUCCUAGAGCAGAUGAAGACACAGACCAAGACAUUGAAAAUGAAUCUUUAAAUAAAUACGAAGAUGAAGAUGAGAAGACAAUGGAUGAAGUACAAAACUCCCCUCACUUUUACCGGCCGCCUAAACGUCGCAUCCAUGUUCGUCUUGUUGGUGGCAAAACAUUAAACGAGGGAAGAGUCGAGGUGUUUUAUCGAGGACGAUGGGGGACCAUUUGUGAUGAUUUCUGGGAUAAACGCGACGCUGCGGUGGUUUGUAGGCAGCUUGGCUUCCCUGGAGUGAGAGCAGCCCAUGGGAUGGCGAGGUACGGAGAAGGGAGAGGUAGAAUAUGGAUGGAUAACGUAGCGUGUAAAGGUCGGGAGAGUAAUAUUGGUUUGUGUAGACAUUCUGGAUGGGGAAGACAUAAUUGUCGUCAUAAUGAAGAUGCUGGAGUCAAGUGUAUGCCGAGAAGAAGUAAUACGAAGGUUCACGUACGUCUCGUCGGUGGUAAUUCUCGUAACCAGGGUCGUGUAGAGGUACUAUUCCGUGGUCGCUGGGGAACAGUAUGCGAUCACUUCUGGGGCAGAAACGACGCUAACGUAGUCUGUCGUCAGCUCGGAUACCCCAGGGCUCUGGCAGCUGUUGGAGGAGCACGGUUCGGCCAAGGAAACGGAACUAUCUUGAUGGAUAAUGUCAGGUGUAAUGGCAGAGAGACCAACAUUGGAAUGUGUAGAUUUGCUGGAUGGGGAAAGCACAACUGUCGCCAUAGCAACGACGCUGGUGUCACGUGUCAGCCAAGGCAGCCAAUCCGUACGUAUCGUCUAUGCGAACACCGUAGCGGGAUUCUCAGAUGUCCCGCGGGACGAAAACUAUGGAUCGUCUAUGCCAACUACGGGCGUACCACAGGGAAAGCGGUCUGUCCACACAAGAGCAUGCGCACCAUUAAUUGUCGCUCGCCUUUCUCGACUCAGUUAAUACGCUGUGCAUGUCACGGGAAGACCUCGUGUAAUCUGUACGCGAAGAAUGAAGUGUUUGGGGAUCCCUGUGCUGGGACUUUUAAAUACAUAGAAGUUAGAUUCAGAUGUGCUUGAUAAUAACACGUCACCACAUAUAGCGUUUCAGAAGAGAAUGCUGAAUACAGUCAAACCUUGUUAAUACGGAGAUAGAGGACAGGAACUGAAGUGUUCGUACAAGUGGGGAUCGGCUGUAAAUUGCAAUUUUAAUCUUUAAAAUCAGAUCCUUUUAGAAACUAGCUUAAAAAUCAGUUCCAGGGGCGGAUCCAGGGGUUUAAAAAGGGGUGACUAGUCACCCUUCUUUUGCUCAAAUUUCUCAGUAUAUCGUUAGUAACAGUCACCCCCCUUAUCCUCGCGUUCCUUGUACAACCUUUGUAAUAGUCGCCCCUCCACCCUCCCCUUUCCUUGAAUUCCUAGUAUAACUUUUGUGUAAUAGUCGCCCCCACCCCCCCUCCGCCACCUUCUAAAAUUCUUGUGUCCGCCCCUGAGUCCAUGUUGUGUGUGUACGUAGUCAUCCAUCUCGUUUCAUAAAAAUAGAUAACACUUUUGUUACUUUUGAUUUCAUAUUCCAAGAUGGCAUUGUGCCCAGUGUUAGUAGUCUUCUACAUUGAUAGGUUUGUCACGCAGCGUUUCUCUUGAGUUAUAGACACCUCCGGCAUGAAGAUUUCUUUUCUUGUUUCUGGGAAGUCCUGGCACAACUUAUAUUCACAUAUAUUUCAGUUCGGCUUACGUCAAUCAUAGAAAUGCUAAUUUUAAUUCUUGUAAAUUUGUUGAAAAAAUUAAUGUGAGCGUUUUAGGAGUAGGGUUAGAUAAACAGGGUGGAAAUAUUAUUCGAAUAUUAAAACAUUAUCUUGAUUUCAAGU